Arachis duranensis is the source of this 2397-nucleotide messenger RNA. RefSeq lists its product as uncharacterized. The coding region runs from base 1 to 2397 and encodes 798 amino acids. The record is from RefSeq and is a predicted model, not a curated record. Gene Ontology annotation, molecular function: RNA-DNA hybrid ribonuclease activity; nucleic acid binding. The transcript has 5 exons. Lineage: Eukaryota; Viridiplantae; Streptophyta; Magnoliopsida; Fabales; Fabaceae.
AUGUCUCAUCUCCACCUACUUCAUAUAACCACUACUUUGAGUGGGAUUAAAGUAAACAAAGUCUUGAUCGAUGGUGGGGCGGCAAUCAGUCUGUUGCCUGAGAGGAUGCUAAUGAAGGUUGGAAAGCAUCCUGGUGAUUUAGUCCCCACAAACAUUGCUAUAACUGAUUUUAGUGGGGCUUCAACUCCAGCGAAAGUGCUGGUUACUUUGACUGUGAAGGUUGGAUCAUCCAAACGAAACACUAUGUUCGUGGUGGUUCCAUCAAAGACAAGUUACAAUGCUUUGUUGGGGCGAGAUUGGAUUCACGGUGUAGGGACUGUACCUUCUACUGUGCAUCAAAGCAUGCUUCUUUGGUCAAAGGAUGGCAAGCCUAAAGUCAUAAAGGUAGAUUUGAGCCUCUAUGUCGAACUGCUGCACGUUGAUUUCAGGAUGUAUAAUCCUAAGUUGAAACCUCUGAAUAUCGACAGAACACUAAACUCUUAUAAUUGUGAAGGUUGUUACUUGUCCUCGGAAGGAAAUAAAGAUGAUUCUUCUGAUGAAGUAGAAUCACAUAGGAUUAGAAGUUCUUUUAAUGAUACUUGUAUUGAUUCGAUAUCUUCAGUCGAUAAUGCUAUAAGCCAAACUACUCAUUUAAUAGCAGAGGAGCAUUGUGUUGAAAAUCGAAAUACCAUCAGUAAAGUAAAUGAUCCAGUUUAUUCUAUUUCUAAUGAAAUUGUUGAUUUCACCUUCGACUGCAUCUAUGGUUUGGAACCUUUGGGUUUUGAAAAAUAUUUUGUAAAAGAUGAGGAGCAUUUUAAGGGAUUUGAAUCUCAGGACCCCUUAGAGGAAAUUAAUUUGGGGACCCCUGAUGAUGUUCAAAUAACUUACAUUUGCAAGGGUCUUGUUGAUCCUUUUCGAACUGAACUUUUUCAUCUUUUACAUGAGUUUAAAGAUUGUUUUGCUUGGGAUUAUUAUGAGAUGCCUGGUCUCGAUCAUUCUCUUGUGGAAUAUCGAUUAGCAUUAAAAUCAAAUGCUAGACCUGUGAAGCAAACUCCACGACAUUUUUCUCCAGAAAUCAAUGAAAAUAUUAAAGAAGAAAUAGAACACUUGAUUAAAGUGAAAUUUACUCGAACUACACGCUAUGUUGAGUGGGUUUUGAAUAUUGUCCCUGUGAUGAAGAAAAAUGGGAAGUUAAGAGUAUGCCUUGAUUUUCGAGAUUUAAAUAAUGUUAUUCCUAAAGAUGAAUGCUUUAUGCCAAUUGCAGAUAUGUUGAUUGAUUCUGCAGCAGGAAAUAAAAUCUUAAGUUUUAUGGACGGUUAUUCAGGAUAUAACCAAAUCUUCAUUGCAGAAGAUGAUGUGUCCAAAAUUACUUUCCGUUGUCCUGGGGCAUUAGGCACAUAUGAAUGGGUAGUUAUGCCUUUUGGUUUAAAGAAUGCAGGUGCAACAUACCAGCGAGCAAUGAAUGCUUUUUUCCAUGAGUUUAUUGGAAAAUUUAUGGAGGUGUAUAUCGAUGACGUCAUGGUCAAAUCGAUUUCAGUGAGUCAACACAUUUAUCACUUAAGAAAAGCAUUUGUCACCAUAAGGAAGAAGGGAUUAAAAAUGAACCCUUUAAAAUGUUCUUUUGGGGUAUCGGCUGGAAAUUUUUUGGGUUUUGUAGUUCAUAAAAAAGGAAUUGCAAUCGAUAAAAAUAAGGCGGAUGCAAUAUUAGCAUUGUAUGCACCUAAAUCAAAAAAAGAAGUGCAAUCAUUAUUAGGUAAGUUUGAAUGGACAAAUGAGCAUCAAUUAGCAUUCGAUUCGAUUAAGGCUUAUUUGUCUAAGGCUCCGAAUCCGAUUAUAGCAAAUGUUCGUCCACAUGAGCCCUUAAAAUUAUACAUUGCAGCAUCUAUGAACACGAUUGGGUGUAUGUUAGCUCAAGAUGAUGAGAAUGGGCAUGAGCGGGCUGUUAUAGCACAAACUGAUCUCAUCAAAUACAUGUUAAGUUUUCUGAUGUUGCGAGGACGUCUAGGAAAAUGGAUGCUAUCCUUGACAGAGUUUGAUUUACAAUACGUCCUAGCUAAGGCCGUCAAAGGUCAAGUCAUUGCAGAAUUUCUCGUAAGUAAUUCGAAAGAUCUGAAUGACCAGGGGGCAAAUGUAAUCGACAUUGACAUCGACUAUUGGAAGUUAUAUUUUGAUGGAUCGAAGCAUAAAGAUGGUGCAGGGGUUGGAAUUCUUAUCAUCUCACUAGAGGGAUUUCCAUCAGAAUUCUUAUUUGAAUUAAAAUAUACUUGCUCAAAUAAUGUGGCAGAGUAUGAAGCUUUGAUUUUGGGUCUAGAAAUAUUAAUUAGUAAAGGGGUUUUGGAAGUUCAAAUAUUAGGGAAUUCUCAGUUAGUUCUAAAGCAGUUAUCGAAUGAGUUUAAAUGCAAUAAUGAGAGAUUGUAA